Messenger RNA from Psylliodes chrysocephalus, 618 nucleotides. The record is from the annotation of a GenBank genome assembly. Lineage: Eukaryota; Metazoa; Arthropoda; Insecta; Coleoptera; Chrysomelidae.
AUGGACCCCGGUAUAAUUUGUUUCCAGCACUGCGGUCCGAAAGUGUUUUGUUUUUCUCUACCUGAAGCCUGUCCAGCUUGCCAAUAUGAUUUAGAUGCAGCCAAUUUCUCACUCUUGCCAUUUAGAGUUCCAUAUCCUUUUAUAAAAGCCUCCCAGUACCCAUGCGCAGUUGUAAUUAAGCCAACUACCGGUGAUUUUUUAAAUGACUACCACAAUUCCAAAGAUUUACACAUAGGAGUAACGACAUCCGACGGCAAAAUCGUAGAAUUCGACAGACACGGCCUCAGAAACCACAAAACCACCCAAUGGAACCAGUGUCUGCUCUUAGAACAGGUACCAGGACCUUGGCGGGAUCACUGGGACAACGUCCUGAAACUAGUGUCCGCUCAAAAAUGUUGGUCGUCCGAUAUAUACCGAGAAGAUACGCAUAAUUGUUUUUCUUUCGUACUGACGUUUCUGGUGACCUUGGGGUACGGGAAUUUGAGUCUUGCCGCCAAAAGUAAAACGAAUUUUUGCGAAAAAUUCAUUAUUCCUAGGACUAGUUCUGCGGGGAAGUAUAUAUCGCUAUAUAGGAGGUUGAAAAAUGGAAUUUACGUACAUAGAGUUCAAAAAAGUUGA